Molecule: messenger RNA, 1301 nt
Organism: Trichechus manatus latirostris (Florida manatee)
Lineage: Eukaryota; Metazoa; Chordata; Mammalia; Sirenia; Trichechidae
Product: keratin-associated protein 3-1
Exons: 1
Cellular component (GO): keratin filament
Molecular function (GO): structural molecule activity
Source: RefSeq, a predicted model, not a curated record
CCUACUGGUCCAGCCACCACCAUCUGCUCCUCUGACAAAUGCUGCCGGUGUGGAGUCUGUCUGCCCAGCACCUGCCCACAUGAGAUCAGCCUCCUUCAGCCCAUCUGCUGUGAUCCUUGCCCCCCACCCUGUUGUGAACCUGACACCUACGUGCCAACUUGUUGGCUGCUCAACUCUUCCCACCCAGUUCCUGGACUCUUUGGCAUCAACCUGACAACCUACACUCAGCCUUGCUGUCAAAAUCCCUGUGAGCCCAGCUGUUAACGAGUGAAGUCUUUGCAGAGGUUCGGUGAUGUGGCUGCUCAAAAUCCUACAUGUCAUCUCGCCUUCAAUAUUCGCUGCUACCUAAAUCAAUGUCAAUUGCCAGGGCCAUGCUUUCAUGAAUUUGCUCAACUUCUCAGUUCUUUGUUCCUUUGGGUGGAGCUGGAAACCUUCUUCCCAUCUUUUAAGCUAUUUCACUGCUCUUUGAGAAAUAAGUAUUUUGACUAUUAGUUAAUAAACUUCAUUCUGGCUUAGCAAAUAUGACCUUGUGAUUAUUUAUUUCCAUGUUUCUUCUUAAGUAAAGUAGAAUGCCUACCUAUACCUGAAUAGCCACUGAUUAUCGCACUACCCAAGAUUUACCCCAACAGAAUGAGAGCUCUCAUUGUAGAAUUUCUAAAAAAUUAGAUACUGGCUGUCUGUGAUAUGUUGAAAUGUGAAAAAUUCAGUAAGUCAUUUUACGCCAGUUACUGUCAAGUCAAUUUCAACUCAUGGCGACCCCAGGUGUUUCAGAUUAGAACUGCACAUAGAGUUUUCAAUGGCUGUGACCUUUCUCAAGUAGAUUACUGGUGCUUUCUUUUGAGGUGUCGCUGGGUGGAUUCGAAUCAUCAACCUUUAGGUUAGUAGCCGAGUAGUUAACUCUGUGUGCCAUCCCAGGACUUCAAGUCAUCGUAUAGGAUCUUUCUAUUCAAUAGAUAUUUUUGAAGACAUACACUAUGCCAAGCACUAUGCUAGAUGUCUAGAGAUCAAUAUAAUGUUUAAAAAAUAUUUUAAGUAAUUUUAAAUUCCAUUGACUCUGACAUUUAUUUUUCUUUCUUUUUUCAUCAACUAAAUAAAUUGAUCACUUCGCUGUGUGUACGAAUAAUUUUGACUUCCUUAGUUACUGUCAUCAGUGAAAUUCCAAGCUCAAAAUGCAAUGCAGUUUCGGAAGUAAAUUUAGAAAGUAAAUAUAUCUAUAUAUCCAACAUAUACCACAGACUGCCAGAAGAAUGAACAAAUCUGUCUUGGAAGAAGUACAGUCAGAAUGUUUCUUAGAAACAAAG